UCCCCGCAGUCCUGUUCGUCCGCUGCGCCGGCCAAGUCGUCCUGGGGCACGUCAUGGCGCUCUUAGUCACGGCCGGCGGCGCCCUCUUCGUCGUCCUGGCCGCGGCCGCGAGUCAACAACUCGCCCUGCGCGACGGGCCCGAGAUGAGGCUGGAGGCCCUGGACCUGCAGGCGAGGCUCGUCCGCGGCGACGUGUACCGCACCCUGGACGCGGUGGAGAGGCUGGCUCAGUUCCUGGACUUGCACGAGGACAUCAUGACCAAAGACCUCGCCCUGGGGGCCGCCAUUUCCGAGAGUGCGGUCCAAAUGGCACUCCUCGCGCUGCGCUCUGCGGGCCCCGGACUGCCUGCCGAGCUCGACGCCCUGGCGGCGCGCCUCGGCGACCUGGCCGCGGUGCUGCGCAAGGCCACGCGCGCCAAGGUGGACGACGACGACGAUGGUGAGUCCGAGGCCUACACUCUAAAUCUGGCGCUGCGGGGCUCGCCGACGGAGGCGGAGAGCGCGCACUGCAUCGGCCUGCUGCUGCAGCGGCCGUGCCGCCUGUCGGAGCAGUGCGUGCGCACGGAGACGCGGGCCGCCGCCUCGGGGUACACCGCCACGCACCGGCUCCUGUUCCACCACGUCGCGAGCAAGGUGGGGUGCGGGGACACCGCCGUGGGGGUCGGCUCCGAAGAGGCCAUCGCGCACCUGUGCCGGCGGAUCCUGCUGGAGGCGACUGCCAUCGCCAACGCCCAGUUCCCGCCGCUGUUGAGGGACUUGUUCGCCGAGCAGGUGGCGCUGUGCGGGCUGCGGAACUUCGCGGAAUUCGCGCGCCGCUCCUGGCUGGACGAGGUCCUCUCCUGGCAGAGGCCGGCGGGCUGCUUCGGGAACUACACCGAGCUGCAAGGGGCGGCCCAGCCCUUCCACGUACUAGCUGACAACGCUCGCCUGGACGACCGCCUGGGCAGCGAGUGCGUGUCCCACCUGACCGGCGUGGCGGCCGCCGCCGUGGCCUUCAACAUGCGCGUCCUGGUGGACGAGCUGCUGCAGGACCUGCAGGACGAGCAAGAGGGGAGCAGUGGCGCCGCGGCCAUCGACUAGUCGAUGUUCAUCAGUCCAUCAUUUUAUUAAUUUGUUAUUUGUACAUGUAGGAAAAGUAGGUUUUGGGUCGUAGGUCGACGGUAGGCAAACAAUCGGAAAAAUAAAUUAAAAGAUAUG
Thrips palmi is the source of this 1196-nucleotide messenger RNA. RefSeq names its product UPF0764 protein C16orf89 homolog. NCBI's taxonomy places the organism in Eukaryota, Metazoa, Arthropoda, Insecta, Thysanoptera, Thripidae. Bases 54 to 1079 code for a protein of 341 amino acids. Gene Ontology annotation, cellular component: membrane; cytosol. The record is from RefSeq and is a predicted model, not a curated record. The transcript has 7 exons.